This is a messenger RNA of Pseudophryne corroboree (corroboree frog), 2539 nucleotides long. It is a transcript of the gene KRI1, whose product is annotated as KRI1 homolog. NCBI's taxonomy places the organism in Eukaryota, Metazoa, Chordata, Amphibia, Anura, Myobatrachidae. The transcript has 19 exons. The record is from RefSeq and is a predicted model, not a curated record. Bases 44 to 2404 code for a protein of 786 amino acids. Gene Ontology annotation, biological process: endonucleolytic cleavage in ITS1 to separate SSU-rRNA from 5.8S rRNA and LSU-rRNA from tricistronic rRNA transcript (SSU-rRNA, 5.8S rRNA, LSU-rRNA). Gene Ontology annotation, cellular component: nucleolus; 90S preribosome.
ACUUGAUUGGGUCAAUGCGCCUGUUGGAACGCAUGACGUAGUGAUGGGCGUGUUCCAAGCUGUAACCCCUUCUUGGCCGAGACUCGGCAGCAGCAUGGCCGAACUCCGGAUAAACCGCAAGUUCGCAGAGCGCUAUGACCGGUACCGGGAGAAGGAGGAGCUGCAGCGGCUGAAGGAUCGGUAUGGGGAUAAAGAAGAGGGCGGCAGCGGCUCUUCCAGCUCUGAUUCAGACAGCGAAGAUGAAUUGGUGAUCGAUCCACAGUUGGACAAGGACUUUUAUCGGACCCUCUCUCUGCUCAAAAAGAGGGAUCCUCGGAUAUACCAAGAGGAUGCUACGUUUUAUAAGGAGACAGAUCUGCCAGCUGCCAGUCAGAGUAAAUCUGCCAAGGAGAAGCCCAUGUAUCUGAAGGACUAUGAACGGAAAGUGAUGCUGGAAAAGGAAGGAAAAUACGAAGAUGAAGACAGCUCGGAGGGGGAAGGCGGCCUCAUGCAGGACCAGAGAGCGCGAUCUCCCACCUAUCUGGAGGAGCAGAGACAAAUUAAAGAAAGCCUCUCCAAGUUUGUAGAGGACAGUGACGAUGAUGGAGACGAUAGAACCACAUCCAGUCUGUUGACAAAGCGCUUGAAAACCAAGAAAGAGCAAGAUAAGGAGGAUGAAGACUACAUUGCGUGGCUUAAAGGGCAGAAAGAUGUGGAAGAGAGAGACGACGUGAAGGAAAUGAGUUACCUGAAAGAAUACUGGACUGACCCGGCUCUGGAUGACGGCGAGAAGUUCCUGAGGAAUUAUAUCCUAAACAAAGAGUACGUGGAAGAGGAGUCUGAUGACGAGGAGGAAUGCCCCCCGGCCUUGGAGGAGGCCCCGCAGGUAUCUGACUCAGAGGAUGAGGGGGAGAUCUUCUUGAAGAAACAGGAAGAUUUUGAGCGAAAAUACAAUUUUCGAUUUGAGGAACCAGAUUCUACGUUGAUUAAGACCUUUCCCAGAGCCAUCGCUCACUCUGUGAGAAGGAAGGAUGAUCGGAGGAAGAGGAAGCGCGAUGAGAUAAAGGAGAGGAAAGCUAAGGAGAAGGAGAAAAAGCAGGAGGAGCUAAAGCAGCUGAAGAACCUGAAGCGGCGUGAGCUGCAGGAAAAGCUGCAGAAGCUGCAAAAGCUGACUGGGGAGGAGCGCCUAGACGUGACCGAGGAGGACUUGAUGGAAGACUUUGACCCGGUGAAACAUGACCAAAUUAUGCAGAAAUGCUUCGGUGAUGAUUAUUAUGGGGUAGAAGAGGACCAGAAGCCUCAGUUUGAGGAUGAAGAUGAGCUGGAGGAGGAAUGGAACUGGGACACUUGGACUGGAGCGGAAGAGACAGAGGAGCCUGACGAGCAGGAAGGUGGAGAGGAAGAGGAUCACCAGCCCCACUGUGACGACCCAAACUUUGUGAUGGACGUAGAAUAUGACCCCCAGGCCCCUCCUGCGCCAACGCGUAAAGAAAGGAAGAGGCUGCGAUUAGAGCAAGAGAAGGCCGCCAAGAAGAGAAAGAAAUCUAAAUUCGCAGAGGCUGUCAGCAGGAAGAAGCCCGUUUUUAACCCAGAUGAUAAAACGUUCCAAGAAUAUGUGGAGGAGUAUUACAAGCUAGACUGCGAGGAUAUAGUGGAUGAUCUUCCAUGUCGAUUCAAGUACCGUCAGGUGGUUCCCUGUGACUUUGGACUGGCCACAGAAGAGAUUUUGAAGGCUGAUGACAAGGAUCUGAAUCGAUGGUGCUCCCUAAGGAAAACGUGUAUGUACAGAACCGAGAAAGAGGAGCUGUUCGAUAAAAAUAUCUACACCCAGAAAGGACAAAAUUCAUGGAAGAAACAGCAAAUCUUAAAGUCUCUGUCCCAGAGUGAUGACAAUCCAGGGUCUACAGCCUCCUCCAAGUUUAAGGUAGGCAAGAAACGACGGGACAGAUUAAAGCACCAAGAGGAGGAGAGGAACUUGGCUCUGAAAUCGGUGGUAGAAACAACACCACCAAUGGACCUGGGUCAGAAACAGGCUCCAGCUGCUGAUGUUCCAGUCCAAGCGGAGGCAGUCAUUGUGAAUCAACAGGCGGCACUCACUAAAGUUGACAAUGAGGAGUACAAGCCGAAAGACACGCCAACCACCCAUAAAGUACCAAAGGAGGAAAAAGACUCUGCAGUGGUCCCAGCUACAAAGACGGAGGUGGUGGUUAAAGACUUGUACUUGAAAGACAAGCGGAAGAAAUUAAAACGAAACGGUGGUCCUCGUCUGCUGGGCACCAAAGUGCGACUAGGAGGGCAAGAGUUUAGCGGGCACAGGUUGUGGGCCUAUGGCUUGAACCCCAAGAGGCUGCGGUAUAGGCAGCUUGGGCGGGAGAGACGGAAAAAAGAGGAACAGGCCAAGAAGAAAAGUAGGAAGGAGAACUAGCAUGGGUUAAUGAGACAUUCACAACGUCACAUGAUGAUGAGGAGCCCAAUCCAAUAGAAGGGACUUUCACACUAAGUAAGCCCAAUAUAAAAGCUUUAUUUCCCUAGAUAAAUAAAUCAUUUGUUUCCCACAACA